UCGCUCCCCAAGAUGGCGGCGCGGCGGUGCCGAGGAGCCGGAGCGGGGGCCGCCCGCGGAGCCGAGUGAAGCCGCCGCCCGGGCCCGGGGCACAGCGGGACGAGCGGCGGCGGCUCCGGCCGUGGCCAUGCGGCGGGGCUAGGGGAGAGCGCGCUUCCCCGGGGUUUUAGUAAUGUUAACAGAGGCCAGCCUUUCCAUAUGGGGAUGGGGAAGCCUUGGCGUUGUGCUUUUCCUUGUAACGUUUGGACCCUUUGCUAUCUUUUACUUUGCAUUUUACGUCCUCUGCUUUGUGGGCGGGGGCUUUGUGGUCACUCUCUUGUUUGGAAAAACCAAUUCCGAGAAGUACCUGGAACAGUGUGAGCACUCCUUUCUUCCUCCAACCUCCACGGGGAUUACUAAGUGCUUAGAAGAAAUGAGACGGGAAGCUCGAAUGAUCAAGAUUGAUCGAAGAUUGACAGGUGCCAACAUCAUUGAUGAACCUCUCCAGCAAGUGAUCCAGUUUUCCUUGAGGGAUUACGUCCAGUAUUGGUAUUACACAUUAAGCGAUGAUGAAUCUUUUCUCCUUGAGAUCAGGCAGACGCUCCAGAAUGCGCUCAUUCAGUUUUCUACCAGGUCGAAGGAGAUCGACUGGCAGCCUUAUUUCACUACGCGCAUCGUGGAUGAUUUUGGUACCCAUCUGCGCGUGUUUAGAAAAGCCCAGCAGAAGACCACAGAAAAGGACGAGCAGGCAAAAGGUUCGGCUGAAGACCUCGUAGAGACCUUCUUUGAAGUUGAAGUCGAGAUGGAGAAGGACACUUGUCGCGAUCUGGUCUGCACCUCUCCCAAAGAAGAAGAAGGGUUCCUUAGGGAUCUGUGUGAGGUUUUACUGUAUCUGUUACUACCUCCUGGAGACUUCCAGAACAAGAUCAUGCGAUACUUUGUCAGGGAAAUCCUUGCACGUGGGAUUCUUCUUCCAUUAAUAAACCAACUCAGUGAUCCUGAUUAUAUUAAUCAGUACGUCGUAUGGAUGAUCCGUGAUUCCAAUGGCAACUAUGAGGCCUUUAUGAACAUUAUUAAAUUAAGUGACAACGUGGGCGAGCUCGAAGCAGUCAGGGAAAAGGCUGCUGAGGAAUUGCAGUAUCUCCGAUCCCUGGACACUGCAGGUGAUGACAUCAACACUAUCAAAAAUCAAAUUAAUAGUUUAUUAUUUGUAAAGAAAGUAUGUGACUCCAGAAUACAGAGAUUGCAGUCAGGCAAAGAAAUAGACACUGUGAAACUGGCUGCACACUUUGGGAAACUUUGCACAGUCCCCUUGGACAGCAUUCUUGUAGACAAUGUUGCACUACAGUUUUUCAUGGAUUACAUGCAGCAGACUGGAGGCCAAGCUCAUCUCUUCUUCUGGAUGACGGUAGAGGGGUACCGGGUGACAGCCCAGCAGCAGCUGGAGGUGCUGCUGAGCCGCCAGAAAGAUGGCAGACAUCAGACCAACCAAACAAAAGGCCUCCUGAGAGCCGCCGCUGUUGGGAUUUACGAGCAGUACUUGUCUGAAAAGGCAUCACCAAGAGUUCACAUUGAUGACUACUUGGUAGCCAAGUUGGCGGAUACGCUGAAUCAUGAGGAUCCAACACCUGAGAUUUUUGAUGACAUCCAAAGGAAGGUAUAUGAUCUGAUGCUGAGAGAUGAGAGAUUCUACCCAUCCUUCAAACAGAAUGUUCUCUAUGUACGCAUGCUGGCCGAGCUGGACAUGCUGAAAGAUCCCAGCUUCAGAGGCUCCGACGAUGGCGACGGAGAAUCUUUUAAUAGGUCCCCUACAGGGAGCAUAAAUUUGUCUUUGGAUGACCUUUCAAGUGUAUCUUCUGAUGACUCGGUGCAGCUCCAUGCUUAUAUUUCUGAUACCGUCUGUGCUGACUGUGACCCCUAUGCUGUGGCAGGCGUGUGUAAUGAUCAUGGCAAGACCUAUGCCUUGUACGCCAUCACUGUGCAGCGGCGCGGACCCAACAGCGACGAGAUCUGGAAGACCUAUCGCCGCUACAGUGACUUCCAUGACUUCCACAUGCGGAUCACAGAGCAGUUUGAAAAUCUGUCAAGCAUUUUGAAGCUCCCUGGUAAAAAAACAUUUAACAAUAUGGAUCGAGAUUUUUUAGAAAAGCGAAAAAAAGACCUAAAUGCAUAUUUACAGCUAUUGUUGACCCCUGAAAUGAUGAAAGCAUCCCCUGCCUUGGCUCCCUAUGUGUGUGACUUUCUGGAGAACAAAGCCUACAGCAAAGGGAAAGGGGAUUUUGCUCGUAAGAUGGACACCUUUGUGAAUCCGCUGCGCAAUUCUAUGAGGAAUGUUUCCAACGCGGUUAAAUCUCUUCCUGAUAGCUUGGCGGAGGGCAUGACAAAAAUGUCCGACAACAUGGGCAAAAUGUCAGAGAGAUUAGGACAGGACAUCAAACAAUCCUUUUUCAAGGUGCCUCCUUUAAUUCAGAAGACAGAUUCUGAUCCUGAGCAUUGCCGCGUCUCUGCCCAGCUUGAUGACAAUGUAGAUGAUAACAUUCCUCUUCGAGUCAUGCUGCUCCUCAUGGAUGAAGUCUUUGACUUAAAGGAGAGAAAUCAGUGGCUGCGAAGGAACAUCAAGAACCUUCUCCAGCAGCUCAUCAGAGCCACUUACGGGGACACCAUUAAUAGAAAAAUAGUUGACCAUGUUGACUGGAUGACUUCACCUGAACAAGUUGCUGAUUCGGUCAAACGUUUCAGGGAUGCCUUUUGGCCAAAUGGCAUCUUAGCAGAGACCGUGCCCUGUCGGGACAAGGCUAUCAGGAUGAGGACCAGAGUGGCUGGAAAAACAAAGCUUCUGGAGAUAAUGCCUGAUGAGCUGAAGCACAUCAUAGGGGCUGAGACCACCCGGAAGGGCAUCCUCCGCGUUUUCGAGAUGUUUCAGCACCACCAGCUGAACAAGAGGAUGGUCUACGUGUUUCUGGAGGGCUUCUUGGAAACCCUGUUUCCCCAGUACAAAUUCCAUGACCUCUUCAACAAACUGCAUUCCCGCUCCAGGCAGAUGAGAAAGUACAAGCAGAGACUGCAAACAGCCCAGCCACCCGCCCUGCAGAAGAGGUGACCCCGCGGGCCGGAGCCAGGGUUUACUCGUCUGCCACGAACGCCGGGCAGGGCCUCCGGGGCACCCCCACCGGCCGUGGGCUCUGCCCCAGCCUUGUAGUGUCACAUGUUAGCCUGUUAGUGCAUCCAUGAGACCUGGGCUUCUGCUCAUCUUCACCCAUUGUCCCGCCGGGACCGCCGCAGGCACACAGACGGACGUCGGCACGUCGGAGCGCCGGGGGCAUCUCUUCGCCACGUGCAGAAGGAUGCUGCCCCGGAGAGCGCCAGUCUCGUCAGCCCCAUUCCUUUCUGACCGAAGAAGCCUCGUCCAGCUGCGUGCGCCAGAGAGGUCGUAGGGGAGUGCUCCCCACGCCGAGUGGGCUCCUUGUCUUGGCACUGGGAGAUUGUGCAAUGGGCGGCUUGGGGGGCGGGGGUCUGCUUUGCAUCAGGACUGUCGAGGUCUCGGCCCCCAUUCCUGCGAGGGAGGCAUCGCCCCAUGGGAGCACUUUGGAGCAGCCAUCUCUCGAAAGCAGUGUUAGCAAACACCGCGCUCCCCACAGCACAGACUGACGGUUAAGAAAUCGGAUUCCUUCGCCCGACUUCACUCUACUCUUGUGAUGUGAGAAAUAAAACUGGGUAACAUUAGAAUUCGGCUGUAGUUGUCAUUCAGUGGAACAGCGUCCCUUUUGUGUCUAGGGUGUGCUCUAGGGCCCUCGUUAGCUCUGGCGGCCCACCUGCACAGUGACCUGGUCCCAGUCACAUGCCCAUUUGAUCUGCAGAGGGCCACAAUCCCUCUGACUCCCGUAAGGCCAGCGGUGCAAAGGCCCCCUGCCCCAGGGCGCACGGGAGUGCAGAGUGUUGGAAGAAACACAACACCGCGCACCUUUUGUGCUCUGAAAAGGGAAGCUUGGCAAAAUGUUGUCCUCAUUUGAAUCGAUUUGAUUUUCACUUCCUGUGGUUAGAUGCUAGGUCUGCUACUCACCAAAAAAGAUUUUUAAUGAACAUCAAUCAUUGUAUGCAAAUAUACAAAGUCCUGAAUCCACCACAAUGUACAUAGAUGAAAAUGAAGAAUGAAAACACAACUAUAAUAUUUUUUUAAAUAUUUUUUUUUAUUUUUUGCGUAAUGUAAAGUUUUAAAAAAACCUACAAAAAAUCCCUCAGUCUAUCCCUUUGAUUCCCUGAAAUCAUUCUAUACUAGAAAGAAGCAAAUGUGUCCUUUCGCUCUUUGGGGGCCCUGAGUAUUUCAGAGUUUUUCCGUCAGGAGUCUGCGUCUCUGAUGUGAGAGUCGCUCCUGCCGAAAGAGCCGCGUUCCCAUGGACUGAGAGUGGAGGAGGGGGAAGGUCUUUCUUUUAGAAAUAUUUAACACUACAAGCAUAAGAGUAUCAAGCUACUUACAGAUCACUGAGCCAAGAUCCUGGUGGGGAGUGAGCCCCCAGGCGAUAGCAAUAUAUGUAUGUAUGUAUAUGUAUAUAUAUAUAUAUAUAUAUAUAUAGAGGUAUAUGUAUAUAUAUGUAUAUGUCUAUGUAUAUCUCCAGCUAAGAGAAAGGGUCUGGGCACCCAAGUCCCAGUUAUCUGAGAGCUUUACGGGUGAGAAGACACCCCGUGUUGGUUUUGUCUUUUUCUCUCUCAGAAUCUCCUUUAAGCCUAUUAACACAAUGAAGCCUUUCUUUAAAUAUUUGUCAUUCUAAUCAUGUUUAUGGCUGAGGCCACCUUGCAUACUCGCAGUCUAUGUGAAUUUGGCAUAUGUUGCACAUCUUUGAAACGAGACACAAAUGAACUACCCUAAAAGAAAUUACUUGUAGUAGAUUAUCUUUUUCUAAUAUUGAUGGGUUUUCCUCCCUGGGCUUUGAAAUAAGGAUUCAUGAAAUAUGUCCCUCCAUAGGAAGGAUCCACUUGGCCACUAGAAAAAUGAUUUUCACACCCCCUCUUCCCCAUUGUCCGUGGGACUGCUUUGAAAAUGGAGGCGUGAACCUAGUUCUGUACAAGUGAAAGGCUAUUUGAAGUGCUUUUGUACUUUGUGAAAGAUUGAAAGUUGAGCUCUCUGUAUAGGAGAGAUACAGGCCAUAAACCACAGAAAGAUGGUGUCCGUGUAGAGCACCCCGUGCCCCGCAAAGAGAACCCAGCUCCUAUUUCGCCAAAAGACUUUUCUGAAGAAAUUGUUUGAGUCACUUUUUACUAAAGAAUUUAUAGGUAGUAUUUUCAGAGCAAGAAUAUGAAGUAACUAACAGGCUUAAGCAGGGGCAUCUUCUCUGAAGGGACCUGUGUGCUGGAAUUCAGAAAUGGCCGUAGUCAGGCUGAAAUUCCAGAGAUCUUCAGGUAUCUUGGUCCAGCUGCGUGUUAACAUCUGUAGCCCACCAAUCAAGUACGGUGUACCAUGUUGAUAAAGGCAUUGCACUAGUGCGUCUAUCAAUAUGUGUGUGUGUGUGUGUAUAUAUUUAUAUACACACAUAUAUAUAUGUAUGUAAAAGAAGAUUUGUGUCUUCUGAUAUUUAAUUUCCUAAUACGGUUUUUAAAGUCAGGGGUGCCUUUGUGCAAGAGCUAUCGAAAAUAAUCUCAUUAAGGUUCUUGAUUUGGUUUUUUGUUGUUGCUGUUCUCUUUUGUCGCUAAGACUAUACAUUAUUGAACAUAGAGAAAAAUCCUCCCUGCCAACUUAUGUGUUCUAUUACCUUGGGGAAAAAAUGUAUAAUUAAAACACAGCACUGAGGAAUAAUCUGGUAUUUGGGUGUUCUGAAUAGUUGCUGAAGUAAUUGUGCCAUUGACCAAAAAAUGCACUUGGUUAGCCUUAAUUUUCUUUUGAAAGAAUAUUAAAGUUUUAAAAAUAUUUCAGUUGGUUUGUUCUCAAGCUUGUGCUGCUGGUGUUGCUAUGAUUAAACAGUUCAUUUUAAGUGCUGCCAGAAUGUGUACCAACUUUUUUUAAAAGUUAACUAUUUAAAUUUCACAAUCUAAAAGUUAAUUUUGUGCAAUAUUUUCAUUUAACGCAUGUGAAUUUGAAUAAUUGUAAAAUAAAUGAAUUUUUAAUGUUUGAGACAUAGGUUCAACUGUCUUCUUAACCCAACAACUUGCAUUUUGUUGUUGCUGCAUCUGUUUAUUUGAAGACUUGUUUUAAAAGUCUUAUAUGUCAUACUCCUUGUAAAAUUCUCUUGUCAUUGGUGAAUUUCGCUUGGGGGAGAGUGGCCCCGUGUUCCAAGGGCAGACUCUACCAAGCACAUCUUAGGGACAGAGCUGGUAAAGAGGCCUUGUGCAUAUCACUGUACAGUCAAAUGUCAACUGUGUGCCUAAUUGUCCUAUCAAUACUUUCUCCCCUUCAGCAAAGAACAAACUUCAAUCAAAAUGUCAGUCACUUAUUGAAGUGGAAAAAAAAGACUACAUUUUUAUUUGGGGUUUGCAUUAUGUUCUGUCCAUUAGGAAAGCUGAAAAAUAUUACACUAAUAAAGUAUUAACAAACGUU
This is a messenger RNA of Dromiciops gliroides (monito del monte), 6505 nucleotides long. RefSeq names its product sorting nexin 13 (gene SNX13). Gene Ontology annotation, molecular function: phosphatidylinositol binding. The transcript is spliced from 26 exons. The record is from RefSeq and is a predicted model, not a curated record. Gene Ontology annotation, cellular component: early endosome. Gene Ontology annotation, biological process: positive regulation of GTPase activity. Bases 173 to 3079 code for a protein of 968 amino acids. Lineage: Eukaryota; Metazoa; Chordata; Mammalia; Microbiotheria; Microbiotheriidae.